UGUCUCACAGAGGGCGUCUGAGUCAGUGAACUCACGUCAAUGUGAAAUGAACACAACGUUCUGAAGUAACCAGGGAUGUUUUAUUUGGAUGACUCAAAAGACACAUUUCUGUAGUGUUCCCUACGUUUCAGAUCCAAAGGAACUUUCUUCAAUAUCUGUGACUGUCAUUUAAAUCGUCACCAUGGGUGAUGUGAUUUCUAGCAACCUGGACGAAGGCAAACGGGAGAUGAUUACAGGCCGCACCAGCGCUGUGAUGUCAGAGUUUGGGAGGUUUUAUGAGCAGCAGUACGCUGUGGCUUUGUUCAACAGCGUACGCUAUGAGCUCGAAGGAGGAGGGAAUACCCAGACACAACUGCUACAUAGAAAGGACCCCCUGAAGAACAAGUCCAUCUUCUCUGGAGGUUUGUUUCAGUAUCUGGAAGAGAGCAAGAAAUGGAGGAGCCGCUUUUUGUAUGUUGGCGACUCCUACAACAUCAGCUUGUAUGAGAGCAAAGCGGCACAUGACCGAGGGCUCCACUCCAAAGGGGUCAUUAACUGUGCCGGGUACAGAGCUCUGACCUCUAUGGAGGAAUACUUGGGGCUUCUCAACAAUAGCCUAAGUGAUACAAAGGCCAAAGCGACCAGUGCCCCAUUUCUGAAAUGUCCCACACAGUUUCCCCUCAUCCUGUGGCAUCCAUACGCCCGCCAUCACUACUUCUGUGUCAUGACGGAGAAAGAACAGAAGAAGUGGCACGCCGUCUUCCAGGACUGUGUGAGACACAGCAAUAACGGAUUGUCGGAAGAUUGCAAGGUAGCGACACCAGCAUUCACUGAUGCCCUGCGGCUCUACAGACAGGCCAAGGGUCACUAUGGCACCUGGGACAUGAUGUGUGGAAACCAAGCGCAGAUUCUUGCUAACCUGGUGAUGGAGACUUUGCACCCUGAACUAAAGAAUCUGAUCGUGCCUCGGCUGAAAGGAAAACUACAACAGAGACAGAAGGACUGGAUGCUGAUCUCCGAUGCAGUAUACAGACAGGUGCUGUCACAGACAAAAACUCAACACGAAGCUCUGGCUCAAGUAUGUGAGGUGGAGCGCCCUCCUCUGGACUCGGCUCUGCGCACAAAUAUGGAUCAGAUCAUCACGUCCAAAGAGCACGUUUCUGGAAAGAUCCGUGCGUUUGUGUUGCCUCAUGUCGAACAGCUUGUGAGAAGCAAGGUUCAGCCCUACAUCCACUCCAUCCUGGAGGCCCUCAUGGAGCCCACCAGCAGAGGAUUCUCUGAAGUGAGGGACAUCCUCUUCCGUGAGCUGGUGGAGGUCAGCAAGAACACAAUGAACGAAAGCAGCAGUGAGAAAGUGGGAGAGCAUAUGGAAAAGAUUUCCAUGUUGGCCUUCCAUCCGGUGAAGAUGCAGAGCUGUUAUGAGAAGAUGGAGGCAUUGAACCUUGAAGGCCUCCAGCAGAGAUGUGACGUGUCCAGUCCUUCUGUGUUCAUCCAGAGAGCUCAGAUCCUCAUGAGACAGCAAAUGGACAACGCGGUAUACACAUUUGAGCAGCUGGUCCAUCAGAGUCUAGACGGCCACAGUGGGGAGGAUUUCUGCAAGACCAUCCAGCGCUGUCAGGACCGAGUACUCAAAAAAUAUGACUAUGACAGCAGCACAGUGCGGAAGAAGUUUUUCAGGGAGGCGUUGCUUCAGAUCAUCAUACCGUACAUGCUGAAACAGCUCGCCCCAUCCUGUUCACGGGAUCUGCCCAAGUUCAGGGAGCUCAUCUUUGAGGACUUCUCUAGAUUCAUCCUAGUAGAGAACAUCUUUGAGGAAGUGGUCCUGCAGUCAGUCAGCAAGGACAUCAUGAUGGCUGUGAAGGAAGCUGCGGUCCAGCGAAGGCACAACCUGUACAGAGACAGCAUGGUCCUGACCAACAGCGACCCCAAUCUGCACCUGCUGGGAGAGGACACCAUCGACUGGGCUAACCAGUUCGGAGGAGUAAAAGGAGAGAGGCAAGGAGGCGAAGCGGCCAACAGGAAACGCAAACAGAUCGUCUCCAUGAUCCAACUGGACGGGAUGCCUCUGUUAUACGAGUCCUGCCAGGAAGUACCAGGAGUGGAAGGCAUCCCAGAGGAGAACGAAGGGCAGACGGAACAAGAUCUUGAAACAGAAAAGCCUGUGAACCCAAUACAGCAUGUCCCCUUCGAGAAAGAACCAGGUUCUCCUGACAGCAUCAAUGAGAUUCGAGACCUUAUAAACCCAGUGCUGGAAGUCGUUGAAAAAGACGGCUCACAGUUGACCAAUGGGAUGUUGCCUUUGGAAGAAGGCGAUGAGGUGAAGCAAAUCAUAAUGGUAACCGAGAUUGUGCCAAGGGAGUCACCAAUAAAGGUUGACGAAGAAUUGGAUACCGCCCAGAUCAAACGGUCUUUAGAAGAGGAGCAGUGUGUAUCCGCCAUCGAAAGCGCCAUUCAACAGAUCGAGAUCGCCAUCCAGGAAGACCCCAGCGAGAACCUAAGCGAAGGCGCCAUCGACUCUGAUGGGGAAUUCGCUCAAACCUCUACCAACUCCAGCCCUCUUCAUCACGAUGACAGUGGAUUUCAGUCUCCAGCCAAUGAGAAUGUAGAAGAAGUGGAGCCUCAGCCAAUCACAGACGAGGUGGUGGACACCGAGCAAGUGAUGUUAACUCUGGUGGAGGGAGUAAAGAGUAGCAUUGAUUUAGACGCCGAAGCUCCUAGUGAUGCUUCAGAAAAGAAAUCUGAAGAGAUCAAACAUUUUCUAAACUGAAAGUGUUUGACACACUUUUGUUUGCUUUCCAUCAGAAACACUUUACAGUUGAUAUUGUAGCCAAUUUGUUUUUAAUUUAAUUUAAUUUUAAUUAGAUACAUUUUCUGUUUUUCCAGUUAAUUUUGUGGAUGUUUAUCAAGGAGAAUUUUUUAUGUAUAUAUAUAUAUAGAGAGAGAGAGAAUAUCCUCAUAGGCUAUAUACACAAUUAUAUGGCCUUCUGUGGCUUUUUUAAAUUUUUUAUGUAACUCAUGACUCCCACACCAAUUAUAAUGUGGCAGAGGUUUCAUAAACUAACUGUCGUUAUCUAGGACCGUUCCAUUUCCUGUUCCUGUGCUCACUUGUUAGACUGUGGUUUGGUUGCGGGUUGCGUAAACCAGCAUGCUUUAACCUUUUGACAUCAGCGAGGAGGUUAGUAUUAUAACUAAUGCAAAUAUAUGGACUUGACCUGAAUGUACUUAUAUGUACAGUGAGGUGGCUUGGCACAUUACAAUAUAUCUCAAAAGUUCAGUGAUAUUUCAUAGGGGCCAUCUGAAUUAUUUUUUUUUUCUUCUUUUAAUUGUGGAAUAUAUUUAAACACUAAUUGUACAUUUAUUAAUGCAGAGUAAUUAAGCACUUAAUAACUGCAAAUGCAUUCAGAGGAAUUAAAGCUUGCUUUGUAAUGCUG
Molecule: messenger RNA, 3410 nt
Organism: Carassius gibelio (silver crucian carp)
Lineage: Eukaryota; Metazoa; Chordata; Actinopteri; Cypriniformes; Cyprinidae
Product: protein Niban 2
Exons: 14
Coding region: 182-2746 (854 amino acids)
Source: RefSeq, a predicted model, not a curated record